Molecule: messenger RNA, 6267 nt
Organism: Ictidomys tridecemlineatus (thirteen-lined ground squirrel)
Lineage: Eukaryota; Metazoa; Chordata; Mammalia; Rodentia; Sciuridae
Source: RefSeq, a predicted model, not a curated record
CCUUCCUCGCGCAGGCGCAGGGCUCCCGGCCGCGGCCCCCUCCCCCACCUUGCAGCCGAGGGGCGGGUGCGCGCUGUCCAAGACAGCCACGGCUCCAUGGGGCUCCUGGGGCUCCUGAGCCUGCUGCACUCAUCCUUCUUCGGGGACCAGGUGCUGCAGGAGCUGAAGAUGACCAGCUCGAUGGCGUCCUAUGAGCAGCUGGUGCGGCAGGUGGAGGCCCUGAAGGCCGAGAACAGUCACUUGAGGCAGGAACUUCGGGACAACUCGAGCCACCUGUCCAAGCUGGAGACGGAGACCUCAGGCAUGAAGGAGGUCCUGAAGCGCCUGCAGGGGAAGCUGGAGCAGGAGGCCCGGGUCCUGGUGUCCUCCGGGCAGACCGAGGUGCUGGAGCAGCUGAAAGCUCUCCAAAUGGACAUUGCCAGCUUGUACAACCUCAAGUUCCAGCCACCUGCCUUGGGCCCGGAGCCCACUGCCCGGACCCCAGAGGGAAGCCCGGUCCACGGCUCUGGGCCAUCCAAGGACAGCUUCGGGGAGCUCAGCCGCGCCACCAUCAGGUUGCUGGAGGAACUGGACCGGGAGCGGUGCUUCCUGCUGAGCGAGAUCGAGAAGGAGGAGAAGGAGAAGCUCUGGUAUUACUCACAGCUGCAGGGCCUGUCCAAGCGCCUGGACGAGCUGCCGCACGUGGAGACGCAGUUCUCGAUGCAGAUGGACCUGAUCCGGCAGCAGCUGGAGUUCGAGGCGCAGCACAUCCGCUCCCUGAUGGAGGAGCGCUUUGGCACCUCGGACGAGAUGGUGCAGCGCGCGCAGAUCCGCGCUUCACGCCUGGAGCAGAUUGACAGGGAGUUGCUGGAGGCACAGGACCGGGUGCAGCAGACGGAGCCCCAGGCGUUGCUGGCAGUGAAGUCAGUGCCAGUGGAGGAGGACCCAGACACGGAGGUCCCCACGCACCCUGAGGACGGCAACCCUCAGCCAGGCAACAGCAAGGUGGAGGUGGUCUUCUGGCUGCUGUCCAUGCUGGCGACCCGCGACCAGGAGGACACAGCUCGAACGCUGCUGGCCAUGUCCAGCUCGCCUGAGAGCUGCGUGGCCAUGCGCCGCUCAGGCUGCCUGCCGCUGCUCCUGCAGAUCCUCCAUGGCACCGAGGCAGCGUCUGGGGGUCACAGCGGGACCCCUGGGGCGCUGGGUGCCAAGGACGCACGCAUGCGAGCCAAUGCCGCGCUGCACAACAUCGUCUUCUCACAGCCGGACCAGGGCCUGGCGCGCAAGGAGAUGCGCGUCCUGCACGUGCUGGAGCAGAUCCGGGCCUACUGCGAGACCUGCUGGGACUGGCUGCAGGCGCCGGACACGGCGCCCGAGGGAGGCGGCCCCGGCAGCACCCCUGUCCCCAUCGAGCCUCAGAUCUGCCAGGCCACCUGUGCGGUGAUGAAGCUGUCUUUUGAUGAGGAAUACCGCCGUGCCAUGAAUGAGCUAGGUGGGCUGCAGGCAGUAGCAGAGCUGCUGCAGGUGGACUAUGAGAUGCACAAGAUGACCCGGGACCCGCUGAACCUCGCCCUGCGCCGCUACGCCGGCAUGACCCUCACCAACCUCACCUUCGGGGACGUGGCCAACAAGGCCACUCUGUGUGCGCGUCGGGGCUGCAUGGAGGCCAUCGUGGCCCAGCUGGACUCGGACAGUGAGGAGCUGCACCAGGUGGUGUCCAGCAUCCUGCGCAACCUGUCCUGGAGGGCGGACAUCAACAGCAAGAAGGUGCUGCGGGAGGUCGGCAGCAUGACCGCACUGACGCAGUGUGUCCUGCGGGCCUCCAAGGAGUCCACCCUGAAGAGCGUGCUCAGCGCCCUGUGGAACCUGUCGGCCCACAGCACCGAGAACAAGGCGGCCAUCUGCCAGGUGGACGGCGCCCUGGGCUUCCUGGUGAGCACGCUCACCUACCGGUGCCAGGGCAACUCCCUGGCGGUCAUCGAGAGCGGCGGCGGCAUCCUGCGCAACGUGUCCAGCCUCAUCGCCACCCGCGAGGACUACAGGCAGGUGCUGCGGGACCACAGCUGCCUGCAGACGCUGCUGCAGCACCUCACCUCGCACAGCCUGACCAUCGUGAGCAACGCCUGCGGCACGCUCUGGAACCUCUCGGCUCGCAGCCCCCGUGACCAGGAGCUCCUGUGGGACCUGGGGGCCGUGGGCAUGCUGCGGAACCUGGUGCACUCCAAGCACAAGAUGAUCGCCAUGGGCAGCGCGGCUGCCCUGCGCAACCUGCUGGCCCACCGGCCCGCCAAGUACCAGGCCGCGGCCACGGCCGUCUCCCCCGGCACCUGUGUGCCCAGCCUGUACGUGCGGAAGCAGCGGGCGCUGGAGGCUGAGCUGGACACCAGGCACCUGGCACAGGCACUUGGUCACCUGGAGAAGCAGGGCCUGCCUGAGCCUGAGACGGAGCCCACCUCCACGAAGCCGCUGCCGUCCCUGCGUCACUUGGACGGCCUGGCCCAGGACUAUGCCUCGGACUCGGGCUGCUUUGACGACGACGAUGCGCCCUCCCUGGCGGCCACGGCCGCCGCCGCGGAGCCGGCCAGCCCAGCCGUACUGUCUCUGUUCCUGGGCAGCCCCCUCCUUCAGGGACAGGCCCUGGCCCGCACCCCACCCGUCCGCCACAGCAGCAGGGAGCCUGAGAAGGAGGCUGGGGGGGAGGCCGCGGUGGCAGCCAAAGCCAAGGCCAAGUUGGCGCUGGCGGUGGCCCGGAUCGACCGGCUGGUGGAGGACAUCUCCGCCCUGCACACCUCUUCCGACGACAGCUUCAGCCUCAGCUCUGGGGACCCAGGGCAGGAGGCGCCGAGGGAGGGCCGGGCCCCAUCCUGCUCGCCUGGCAGGGUCCCUGACGGGGGGAGGAGGGAGGCCGGCAGCCGGGCCCACCCGUUGCUGCGGCUCAAGGCAGCCCACGCCAGCCUCUCCAACGACAGCCUCAACAGCGGCAGCACCAGCGACGGGUACUGCCCACGGGAGCACCUGCAGCCCUGUCCACUGGCUGCACUGGCCGAGCACCGUGAGGACCCCCUGAACGGGCAGGCGCGGCCCAGCCGGCUGGACCUCCACCUGCCAGGGAGCCAGGCUGAGCCACCUGCCAGGGACCUCGCAGCUGCUGAGGCCCGCAUCAGGACCAUCAAGCUGUCGCCCACCUAUCAGCAUGUGCCACUGCUCGAAGGGGCAGCCGGGACGGGGUCCCGGCCCCUGGCCCAGCCGGGGGCCUCCCCGGGGGCUCGAAAGCAAGCCUGGAUGUCGGCAGACGGCCUGAGCACAGUGCCCGAGAAGCUGGCAGCUGCCCCGGCGCCCAUGGCCAGCAAGGUGCUGCAGAAGCUGGUGGCCCAGGAGGGGCCACUGUCCCUCUCGCGCUGCAGCUCACUGUCCUCUCUGUCCUCAGCCGGCCACCCUGGCCCCAGUGAGGGUGGCAACCUGGAUGAUAGUGACUCUUCCCUGGAGGGGCUGGAGGAAGCUGGCCCUGGGGAGGCCGAGCUGGAUGGGUCAUGGAGGGGCCCUGGGUCCACCUCGCUGCCAGUGGCCAUUCCCGCACCCCGCCACAGCCGCAGCCGGGGCCUGGGGGUGGAAGAUGCCACGCCAUCCAGCUCUUCAGAGAACUGCGUGCAAGAGACACCCCUGGUGCUGAGCCGCUGCAGCUCAGUGAGCUCGCUGGGCAGCUUUGAGAGCCCUUCCAUCGCCAGCUCCAUCCCUAGUGACCCCUGCAGUGGUCUGGGCAGCGGCACGGUCAGCCCCAGUGAGCUGCCCGACAGCCCCGGGCAGACCAUGCCACCCAGCCGUAGCAAGACACCGCCGGUGCCAUCGGGCCAGCCCGAGGCCAGCCAGUUCAGCCUGCAGUGGGAGAGCUACGUCAAGCGCUUUCUGGACAUUGCCGACUGCCGCGAGCGCUGCCGGCCGCCCUCUGAGCUGGACGCGGGCAGUGUGCGCUUCACAGUGGAGAAGCCAGACGAGAACUUCUCCUGUGCGUCCAGCCUCAGCGCGCUGGCUCUGCAUGAGCUCUAUGUGCAGCAGGACGUGGAGCUGCGGCUGAGGCCGCCCGCCUGCCCUGACCGGAGUGGGGGCGGGGGCCAUCGCCGCCGAGACGAGGCCAGUGGCCGCCCAGAAGGGCCAGCACCAGGAGGCUCUCGAGCCCGUGCAGCUGCUGACCAGGAGCUGGAGCUGCUUCGAGAGUGCCUGGGGGCCGCUGUGCCAGCUCGGCUCCGCAAGGUGGCCUCGGCUCUGGUGCCUGGCCGCCGGGCGCUGCCAGUGCCCGUCUACAUGCUGCUGCCUGCCCCAGCCCGGGAUGAUGACUCUGGCACCGACUCGGCUGAGGGCACACCUGUCAACUUCUCCAGUGCUGCCUCCCUCAGCGAUGAGACCCUGCAGGGUCCCCCCAGGGCCCAGUCCCGGGAGGCGGCAGACAGGCAGAAACCCACAGGUCCUGCAGCCCCCACCAGGCAGGCAGCCGGGCACCAGACCAAGGCAGGGGGCAUUGGCAAGAGCAGGGAGCAGUCCUGGCGCACAGGCAGGAAUCGGGCAGGGCUGGAGCUACCCCUCAGCAGGCCCCUGAGCGCGCACUCCGACAGAGAGGCCUCGAGCCAGGGCCGGUCCAGCGGGGACGGAGGGCUGCAGUCGCUGUGCCUCACAACGCCCACCCAGGAGGCUGUGUACUGCUUCUGCGACUCUGAUGAGGACCUGGAGCCGGCGGCCACAGCUCCAGCCCCCCAGAGGGCAUCUGCUAUACCCCGCGCUCUAAAACGGGAGGGCCUGAUGGGUAGGAAGGAGGCCCGAGCCCCAUCCAAGCUCCCCUCAACUGUCCCGCCACCUGCAAGGGCCCAACCCAGGCUGAUCGCGGAUGAGACUCCCCCCUGCUACUCCUUGAGCUCCUCGGCCAGCUCCCUCAGUGAGCCUGAGCUCUCCGAGCGGCCAGCCAGCGUCACCAAGGACCCAGGCCCGAGCAGUGGGCCCGAGAGCUCGCCAAGCCCCCGGGCCGAGGAGGAGCUGCUGCGGAGGUGCAUCGGCUCAGCCAUGCCUAGGCGGCGGCCCCAGGCACCAGGCCCUCGGCGUCGCAAGCCCCGAGUCACCCGGCUGGACAUCCGGCCAGCAGAGGUACCUCAGGGGUGCAGUGAGGAGGUGGCGGGCUCAGACCCAGCCUCGGACCUGGACAGCGUGGAGUGGCAAGCCAUCCAGGACGGGGCCAACUCCAUUGUCACGUGGUUGCACCAGGCCGCGGCAGCGGCCACCGUGGAGGCCUCCUCAGAGUCUGACUCCCUCCUGUCCUUGGUGUCUGGGCUGUCAGGGGGCCCCACCCUGCCGCCCUCCAAGCACAGGAAGGGGAGACAGCCUGGAGCAGGGGCCAAGAUGGGCAGUGCCCAGCGGCCAGAGAAGCGGGGCCUGGCCACCAGCAAGAGCAGUGGGAGCCCCCGCUCACCCGCAGGCCCUGAGAAGGGGCACCUCGCUCAGAAGACUGUGCCUGAGGGGCCUGCUGUACUUCGGGGUCGCACAGUGAUCUAUGUGCCCAGUCCUGCCCAUCGAGCCCAGCCCAAAGGCAUCCCUGGCCCCCGUGCCACACCCAGGAAAUUGGGGAACCCUGGCCCCACACAGCCUGAGGCCAAGGCCAAAACCUCCAACCCUGGGCAGCAGCGGUCGCGGAGCCUGCACCGGCCUGGCAAGAGUUCAGAGCUGGCCGAACUGAGCCGCCCACCUAGGAGCGCCACACCCCCUGCCCGCCUGGCCAAGACCCCAUCCUCCAGCUCCUCCCAGACCUCUCCCGCCUCCCAGCCCCUGCCCAGGAAGUCCCCUCUGGCCACCUCGGCUGCAGGUCCCCUGCCUGGCCCCGAGGCGACCUCGCUACCCAAGACGCCUGCUCGGGCCCUUCUGGCCAAGCAACACAAGACACAGAAGUCGCCCGUGCGGAUCCCGUUCAUGCAGAGGCCGGCUAGACGGGGGCCGCCGCCGCUAGCCAGGGCAACCCCAGAGCCGGGUCCCAGGAGCCGGGCGGCAGCCGAGGGAGUCCCGGGGACGCGCGGGGGCCGCCUGGGCCUCGUGCGCGUGGCCUCGGCCCGCUCCAGCGGCAGCGAGUCCUCUGACCGCUCGGGAUUCCGGCGGCAGCUGACCUUCAUCAAGGAGUCGCCGGGCUUGCUGCGUCGACGCCGGUCCGAGCUGUCCUCAACAGAGUCCGCAGCCUCCGUCCCCCCAGGCGAGGAGCUGGCCACCAGCCGAGUGGCCCUGGUGGUCAGAGGAGUCAGAACCAGCCCUCAUGGAUGA